Messenger RNA from Ricinus communis (castor bean), 2620 nucleotides. Its product is annotated as auxin transporter-like protein 4. The transcript has 9 exons. The record is from RefSeq and is a predicted model, not a curated record. Lineage: Eukaryota; Viridiplantae; Streptophyta; Magnoliopsida; Malpighiales; Euphorbiaceae. Gene Ontology annotation, cellular component: plasma membrane. The coding region runs from base 862 to 2328 and encodes 488 amino acids.
GGGCUAUAAAAAGGGAAGGGCCAUGGCAAAGGUUAAGUCCCUCCAGUGAUGAGAACAAAGUCUCUGUCGCUUAAAUCUCUAAAUUCUCUCUGUUUUUUCUUUUUAACACUGCUUAACACAUACAAAACAUAAAAAAACGAAGAAGGAAUCGAAUCAGAAGUGGAAUACAGGAGGAAACUUGGGUUCGGUCUCUCCCUUUCAACUCCCACUUUUAAAAGAAGAGAGCUUGCCAGGAAUUUCAAACCCAAAAAAGAGACAACCUUACCAAAUCUUUAUACAUUUAUAUACAUAAUAGAGAGAGAGAUACUGUUGCACGCAAUAUAUAGCAACAGCAGCAGCAGCAGCAGCAGUGGUACAUAUAUGUAUGUAUAAAGAUUAAAGAGAGCGAGAGAGUGAGAGAGAGUGGUGUGUUUUUGUGUUUUUUUUUUUAUGUGUAUUACUUGUUAUAGUAGUUUGAAUAGGAGCAAAAAGGGUAUUUUUCAUUUCCUUGAACAUCCUGCGCCAAUACCCAAAUAUUGAAAACGCGCAUUAUUAUUUUCUUUUUCUUUGUUUUCCUGCUUUUGAGGUCUAGCUCGCCGUCUUUGGGAUUAGGCACUGCGUUGUAGAGAUUGGUGGCGCAUUAAAGUUUAAAGCUUUUACUGAAGAGAUCUUCAAAAGCAGCUGAAGAUUUUUUUUUCUAUUGACAUUUAUGGCCACCUCUGUUACAAAUUCUUGGAAUUGAAAAUCUUGAAAACUCUAUCAGCGGCAGCGGCAGCAGGAGCAGCUAUAGCUUGCCUGUUUUCCAUUCUGAAAACAAGGAAAAAGAUCUACCAGUAUUUGGACGUUGUUUGUUGUUGCCUUCUUUAGAGAAAAACGAAGACAAUGUUGCCUCAGAAGCAAGCAGAAGAAGCGAUAGUCUCGAACUUUAGUGAGACAGAACAUGAAGGCAAAGAAGAAGGAAGAGAAGCAGAAGAACAACACUCCAUGUUUAAUGUUAAAAGCAUCCUCUGGCAUGGUGGCUCUGCUUGGGAUGCCUGGUUCAGCUGUGCUUCCAAUCAAGUUGCACAAGUACUUUUGACGCUCCCAUACUCUUUCUCUCAACUGGGUAUGCUGUCAGGAAUUUUGUUCCAAAUAUUCUAUGGACUCGUAGGAAGCUGGACUGCUUACCUUAUCAGUGUACUAUACAUCGAAUACAGAAGCCGAAAGGAGAAAGAGAACGUCAACUUCAAGAACCAUGUUAUACAGUGGUUUGAAGUGCUUGAUGGGUUACUGGGUCCAUACUGGAAGGCAGCAGGACUUGCCUUCAACUGUACUUUCUUACUCUUCGGAUCUGUUAUUCAGCUUAUUGGUUGUGCAAGUAACAUUUACUACAUCAAUGACCAUUUGGACAAGAGGACUUGGACUUACAUUUUUGGAGCUUGCUGUGCUACAACAGUCUUCAUACCUUCUUUCCAUAACUACCGAAUUUGGUCUUUUCUUGGCCUUGGCAUGACUACUUACACUGCUUGGUACCUCACCGCAGCAGCUCUUGUUCAAGGCCAGGUAGAAGGAGUAACACACACAGGUGCAAAAGAGCUAGUGCUGUAUUUCACCGGAGCCACCAACAUACUCUACACCUUCGGUGGACAUGCUGUGACUGUGGAAAUCAUGCACGCCAUGUGGAAGCCACAAAAGUUCAAGUACAUAUAUUUGCUAGCUACAAUCUAUGUUUUCACACUAACACUUCCGUCAGCCACCGCCAUGUACUGGGCCUUCGGUGAUAAGCUACUUAACCACUCCAAUGCCUUCUCUCUUCUUCCCAAAAAUGGAUUCCGUGAUGCCGCCGUGAUUCUGAUGCUUAUUCAUCAGUUUAUAACAUUUGGGUUCGCAUGCACUCCGCUUUACUUUGUGUGGGAGAAAGUUAUAGGAAUGCACGACGCCAAGAGCAUAUGCCUUAGGGCACUUGCUAGGCUACCUGUGGUGGUACCAAUAUGGUUUUUGGCCAUUAUCUUCCCAUUUUUUGGUCCUAUUAACUCAGCAGUUGGGGCUCUUUUGGUCAGCUUCACCGUCUAUAUUAUUCCAUCUUUAGCACAUAUGCUUACCUACAGAAAAGCCUCCGCUAGACAGAAUGCAGCAGAAAAGCCUCCUUCCUUUUUACCAAGCUGGACGGCCAUGUAUGUGGUUAACACUUUCAUAGUAGUAUGGGUUUUAGUGGUUGGUUUUGGGUUCGGUGGAUGGGCCAGCGUGAGCAACUUCGUCAAGCAAGUUGACACGUUUGGGCUCUUUGCUAAAUGCUACCAAUGCAAACCUCCAGCUCCUCCGGUCACCGCAGCAGCAGCACCAUUACCCUCUUCUUCCCAUCACCACUGAGCUUAAUUAUAAAUGACUUGAUGAUUAUAUAUCUUUCUUUCUUUUAUUUCUUUUCCUUCCUUCAUAUUUUGUAUCAUACAAAGGGGGGGUAGCAAUAUCUCCUCUACAUGUGAUGUGUGCUGGAUUUUGCUUUCUUCUUUUCUUUUCUUUUUCUCUAAAUAUUUUUUUUCUUAAUUAGUUGAUAGAAUACUAUGUUGAUGAAUUGUGAUGAUUCCUUUGCUAUGAAAGCAUAGGCCUAAUUAAUUAAAUCAGAUAUGAAAUAUAAUAUAUAUGUUAAAUGUUUAGUCUUCCA